AUGGCCUGGAGGAACCACAGCACCGUCACUGAGUUCAUCCUUCUUGGGCUGUCCAUGAACCCCCUGAACCCCCAUGUCCAGGCUCUGCUCUUUGUGCUCUUCCUGGGGAUUUACCUCCUGACCCUGACGGGGAACCUCAUGAUGCUGCUGGUGAUUGGGGCUGAUUCCCACCUCCACACCCCCAUGUACUUCUUCCUCAGUCACCUUUCUUUCCUGGAUCUUUGCUUCUCUUCUGUCACUGUGCCCAAGGUGCUAGAGAAUUUCUUGUCCCAGAAGAAAACAAUCUCAGUAAGAGGUUGUCUGGCUCAGGUCUUCUUUCUAUAUGUCACCGCAGGGACAGAAGCCUGCUUGCUGUCAGUGAUGGCCUAUGACCGCUAUGCUGCCAUCUGCCACCCUCUGCUCUAUGGACAGAUCAUGAGCAAACAGUUGUAUAUGUUGCUUGUUUGGGGUUCUUGGGGACUGGGCUUUCUGGAUGCAUUCAUCAAUAUCCUCCUGGCUAUGGACUUGGUAUUCUGUGAGGCCCAAAUCAUUCACCAUUUCAGCUGUGAGAUGCCCUCUAUCCUCCCUCUGUCCUGCUCUGAUAUCUCCAGGAACAUCAUUGUCUUGCUCUGUUCCGCAUUCUUGCAUGCACUGGGAACCUUCCUCUUGGUCUUCUUAUCCUAUGCACGCAUUAUCUCCACCAUCCUGAGAAUGAGCUCCACCUCAGGCAGGAGCAAGGCCUUCUCCACCUGCUCCUCCCACCUCACUGCAGUGACACUUUUCUAUGGUUCAGCUGUGCUGCGUCACCUUAUGCCAAACUCAGGGUCCCUAGUGGAGCUGAUCUUCUCUGUGCAGUACAGUGUGAUCACUCCCAUGCUGAAUCCCCUCAUCUACAGCCUGAAGAACAAGGAGGUGAAGGCAGCUGUGAGAAGAACUUUGGAAAAGUGUUUACAACAUAUCAGGUGCUCCAGUAAGGACAGAAGAUGGUAG
Orycteropus afer afer is the source of this 969-nucleotide messenger RNA. RefSeq names its product olfactory receptor 8S1-like. The record is from RefSeq and is a predicted model, not a curated record. The coding region runs from base 1 to 969 and encodes 322 amino acids. Lineage: Eukaryota; Metazoa; Chordata; Mammalia; Tubulidentata; Orycteropodidae. Gene Ontology annotation, cellular component: membrane. Gene Ontology annotation, molecular function: olfactory receptor activity; G protein-coupled receptor activity. Gene Ontology annotation, biological process: G protein-coupled receptor signaling pathway. The transcript has a single exon.